CGUUGCCUGGGGCCCCCGGGGACCCUUGCUACGCCUCUGGUCAAACCGCAAGCGUAGUGACCGCAUACCCAAGAUUCAUCAGUGCAGAAAGAUAGCUGAUACCGAAAUUUGGACGUGCAUAGCCGUCAAUAGCAGAACCUUACUUGGGUGUCAGUUGAAUGUCGAUAAGCUGUAAUGUCAAGUGCAUCGUCAAAAAACACAGCCACACAUGUUUUUCUGCCAUUUAAAAUGAAAAUACAAUUUGGACGUGCAUAGCCGUCAAUGGCAGAGACUUACUUGGGGUGCCAGUUCAAUGUCGAUAAGCUCUAAUUUAAAGUGUAGGGUCAAAAAACACAGCCACACGUUUUUCUGCCAUUUAAAAUGAAAAUACAAUUUGGACGUGCAUAGCCGUCAAUGGCAUGGACUUACUUGGGGUGCCACUUGAAUGUCGAUAAGCUCUAAUUUAAAGUGUAGGGUCAAAAAACACAGCCACACGUUUUUCUGCCAUUUAAAAUGAAAAUACAAUUUGGACGUGCAUAGCCGUCAAUGGCAUGGACUUACUUGGGGUGCCAGUUCAAUGUCGAUAAGCUCUAAUUUAAAGUGUAGGGUCAAAAAACACAGCCACACAUGUUUUUCUGCCAUUUAAAAUGAAUAUACAAUUGGACGUGCAUAGCCGUCAAUGGCAUUGACUUGUAUGGCCUGCAGAACAGCCAUAUACCUCCAAAAAUGCCAUAUACCCCCCCACAAACCAAAAUGCAUUUUGCCACAUACCCCAGAUAAAUGUUACAUGGCAAAAUCCAUUUUGCCACAUGGCAAAAAAAAUUGCCACAUGGCAAAAACAUUUUGCCACAUGGCAAAAACCACUUUUGGUUUUCGGCCCUGCUGGGAUUUUAGACAAAACUAAAAAAAUAAACUGGCACAGGGUGCUUUGACAGUGUGCAAGGAGUCAUAAAAUAUGGAGACAAAAUCUCAAAAUAUAUGACAAAAAUAUCAAAAUGUUUUAUUGACCACAAACAUGCCUCAAAUAGCACCAAGAAAUGGUUGGAGACCAGUGCCAUGUGCCAGAAAAAAGAAUGAGGGCGACAAAGAAAAGAACACAGUGCCUAUAGUCAAACAUAAUGCAGAUCCAAUGAUGUUUUGGGGUAGUUUUGCUGCCUCUGGCACUGGGUGCCUUGACAGUGUGCAGGGAGUCAUGAAAUAUGGAGACUAUUAAAAAUGUUUUGGACUGCAAUGUAGGAUGUAGAAUCAGAAAACUGGGUCUGCUUCAGAGUUCAUGGGUGAUCCAACAGUAUAAUGACCCAAAACAUUCCUCGAAUAGCACCAAGAAAUGGUUGGAGACAAAGCGCUGGAGAAUUCUGAGGUGUCCAUAGAUGUGUCCAGAUCUAAUUCCCAUUGAACACCUAUGGAGAGAUCUCAAAAUUGCUGUUGCAAGAGGGCGCCCUUCAAAUCUGAGAGACCUGGAACAGUUCACAAAAGGUUAUAGGAAGUGAUUGGUUUCUGUUAUUUCCUCUAAAGGAUGUGCAACCAAAUAUUGAGUUGAGGUGCCAACAAUUGUCCAGCCCAUUUUUUGCAUUCUGUGUAAAACUGCAUACAUUUUGGCUUUUCUCUUCAGCUUUUUUUGUUUUUCCAAUGCAAAUCCAAAAAAUAAACAUUCAUACUGAAAACAUUUGUAAUUGCAUUAAUGUCUGGGAGAAACUGCUUAUAAUUUGCCAAUAAGUGUGUCCAUCACUGUAUGUAUUCUUUAAAGUAAUUGCAUUUAUUUUUAAAUGAAUUGUUUUUGUGAUUUUGGUUUUCGCUAAACUGUUAGAUGAGAACUGGGUGAAAUAAAGAGGAUCAUAGUUUUUUCUUCGUACUUUCACUGGGAAUUUUUGGAACAGCUGUAAGAACAGGUGGGCAGUGUCACUAUAACACCUCGGAGUGGCCAUCGUUUUAUGUUGGAUUGUUUAUUUUCUCACGUCUACUUCAAAACAGCAUUAGCUCUUAGCAUCAAUUUAAAGAUCGUAUGAGCAGGGAACCUAAUUAUUGUUAUGUUUAAUUGUAAUUUAAUUUGUUAUCAUAUCUGUACUUGCUUGUGCUUCUUAACUGUCAAACCUUGAUUAAUGUGAUGAUGCAGCAAAGGGUUUGCAUUUUUGUGCUUUCCUUUAUUUAAACAUGCUCGACGUUGUUUGAAUUUAGAACUCGUAACCUCGGAGGUUUGUUGUCCUCCUGUAAGGACAUCCUCCGACCCCAAAAUAUCUCUGCAAUGCAAUGCAGGACAGCGACGUGCCUUCGCAUGUGUGUUAAGAAUAGAUCCACAAUGGGGCUUGCUAUGUCUUCUGUUGUCUCAGGACAGCCAGUUGUCUGCAGAGGACUCUGGGAGAAGGAGUUCAGGUCAGGAGAAUUUUCACUGACACGUUGGAUUUCAGCAAAUGAAUGCACAUCUCCUGUUCGUUCUGUCCAAGGAGAGGAUAUAUUGAGUUUGUUGCAGGUCUAAGAAAAAAUGUGACAAAUGCAGAGACCCAGAACUUGGGGAGGCUGGAAGGUUUUGGAUGACUGAGCAGACCGACCAUGGCAAGAUCCAGUCCAUCAGAAAUCAUCUUUAUAUCUGUCAAUCACAGUAUUACCUUGAUAGGAAAAGUGUGGCUCGUCGUGAUGAUCUUCCUACGCCUCCUCCUCCUCCUCCUUGCCGGUUACCCUCUCUACCAGGAUGAACAGGAAAGAUUUGUCUGCAACACCAUUCAACCAGGCUGUGCAAACGUGUGCUAUGAUAUAUUUUCCCCUGUAUCCCUUUUCCGCUUCUGGCUGGUGCAACUCAUCACCCUAAGUCUACCCUACAUCAUCUUUACAAUCUAUGUGAUCCAUAAGGUGUCAAAUGGCCUCACUGUAACCAUGACCUCCUUGAAUCCAGGUGAAAGUGAACGGUUGUACAAGAUCCAGCAAGAGCUGUACGACAAUGCCUCUGGAAAACAGAUUCCAAAAGUAGAGCGAGGGUCAAUCCAAUGCUUCAACGGUGCAUACAUACUUCAGUUGAUGUUCCGGACAUUGCUGGAGGUAGGAUUUGCGGCAGCUCACUAUUAUAUGUUUGGCUUCUACAUCCCGAGGAGGUUUCUUUGCCAACAUCAUCCAUGUACCACCCAAGUGGACUGCUACAUCUCUAGACCUACUGAGAAGACUGUAAUGCUGAACUUUAUGCUUGGCGCGGCAGCUUUAUCCCUUUUCCUAAAUGCUCUGGACUUCAUUUGUGCUAUUAAGCGCUCUGUAAGGCAGAAGAGUAAGGUGAGAGAAAGCAUUUAUGAGGACGAGCAUGGUUUCCUGGAGGACCCUGAUCGUAAUUCUUCCUUCAGUCGUCGAAUUCUGGAAACGGAGGCUAGUCAAAAAGGGAGUUUCCGGAAGAGGCAAGGCAGCAGGGGGUCUUGCAAAGUGGUGGCGCAGGGAAUUAGUCAGGAUGCGACUGAGCCUCACCCUUUGCUACCUCUGGGGCGCAACACCAAUGGAAAUAACGGUUACUCUGCGUCUCUAGAAGAGGCUCUUGAGAAGGAAGGCGAUGAGCUGGUUCUCUGUCCCGGAGGGACCCCCAAAGCCAUAUGUGUUAAUAAACGCAGGCACAAACCUUCUCCACCCCCGAGGCGGGACCUUGGGCUUCACCCUGGGAUUUCGGCAAGACCUAAGAAAGAUGAGCCCACAGCAACAGGAGACUGUUUUAGGAGAAUUGAUCAGUACACUUUGGUGGCACUCGGGAGUGGUGCAGAACUAUCAAAUGAUGAAGGUCAGGAGAAAAGAUCUGAGUGGGUGUGACUUGUUUAUUUGAGGGGUUGUUAUGAAAGAUGAGACUAAGGUAAAUGAAACAUGAGAGCAACUCAAGAUCCAGCUUUACAUAGUGGCAACAACUUUCAGAUCCCUCACUAUUCUACCUCAUUGUACGUCACUUGAAUACGCUUAACACAUUGACAACAGAUCGUGUUGCCUUCUGUUUGGCACACGUGUUUUAUAGUCUUUGAUGUGAAACAAUAUCUUUCGUUAAGAAUAACUCCCUCGAGUCGUGGAUAGGAAGCGGUGUAAGCCUCGUUGGGUGGGGCACACUUCGACCUUAAGCUAAUCUAAGAGCGUAGCUCACCUGUUUCCAUCACUCCAUGCCACAAUGCCUGUCAAGGAGGCCAUGACCUGCCUUACAUUUCCUUACCCUGCGAUUCCACCUUUGGGUGCCUCUUGUACUUGAAGUAAAAGUCCGAAGCCUUUUUGCCUGUUUUUUUGUUUUAGUUUUUCAAAAUCCAAUUAUUGUGGUACCUUUAUUUAUGAAUACUACUGCAACUUUUGAGUAACUAGCUAAUGUUGUUUAUUUUGUGUGUGUGUGUGAGUGUGUGUUAAGCCUAAAUUUUAAAGUGAACCACAACUGAAGUCAAAUUUGUCUCGGGACCACAAUGUUACGCUAAUGUUACCAUAUUCAGGUAAGUAUAGUCUAUCAUAAGGUGAAGGACAUCGUGACAGCCAACUGAGGCUCAUAAAGUAACUAUGUCACCCCUAUAAGUUUCUGUAUUUAUGGAGACAGCUUGUCACUCUAUUUCAGGGCCAAGCAAGGUUUAGAGGAGCAGCAUUUCUAGGAAUAGAGCUCAGCAAAAGGACCACUGUUGCCCUCUGGGAUGUCUGCUUUGGUUUCAGUUUGAUCAAAGCAGAGAUUUUGCGGGUCAUCAAACCCCCACAGUCCCACACAGAAUGCUAACAGUUAACUCAGCUUAAGUACGCACAAUGUUUGACAGCCUCAUCUCCUUAAUGCUGAUUUGGGUGGAGGCGCCCAUAGUAAAUCAGUUGCUUGCAUGCGUUUCAUUCAGCCUUGAGAGUCGUCUUUGUGUAAACUGAUAUCUCCUGGUCUUUGUACCCUUGCGGUCUCUUUUGAAGGUGAUAACACAAAGCUUCAGGCUUCCUCGUUCUCACCCAUCUACUCGAUGCGCCCUUUGACUCUCAUGGGAUGAGAGUGACCAUGGGGUGUUUCAUUUAAAAGCUCACAUACUGUACACUAAUCAUAAACAAAAAAUAGGCGUAUCAGGCUCUAGGGAUGAAACUGAAACAUAACCUUAAUAGGUGGACAUAAUUUUCCUAAACAUAUUAACACAGGGGUGGGCAAACCUUUCCACAAAGGGCCGCAGUGGGUGCGGGGUUUUGUUGCAACCCAUCAAGAGGACAACUUUUCAACAAUCUGGUGUCAUACAAGUGCAAUCAGUUGAUUGCAUUCAGGUGCUUUUUGUUUCCCUGGUCCUCUCAUUGGUAAAACUGCCUGUGAUGGAUCGGUUGGAACAAAGGCCAGGACCCACUGCCGCCCUUGAAGACCGGUUUGCUCACCUAUGCAUAAAUAGCAAAGCUUAUCCUGUAAUUGUUCCCAAAAGCUGAAUAGCGUUUUGUAAUAGGCAAAGUGUGUAAAUUCACGUGCAAGAUGUUCUUGAUUUACAACCGUACCGACCAAAGGCGGAGAUUGAGGGAGGGCAGGGGGCAGUGCCCCCGGUGGCCGAAAAAUGUUAUUGCAGGUAUUUGACUUCAAAGGGGAAGUUCAGAAUUUUUGACAUACGGCUUAAUCUUCGAGUUAGCGGUGGCUUAAUUAGUAGGUAGAGUUGAUUUCAACAAAUUCCGUGCAGUUUGUUAGUUAUUUGUUAGUUUCAGGGUUCCGGAGUGGCUAAGCUAACGCGACUGAAUGGUGCCUGCUGAUCAUACCAAUAAAAACAACAUGUGCACGCAUGAGAAUCACCGAUGACCCAUGCAAUCAAUAGUGUUGGCCAUGUUUUCAAGAGAAAUGUAUUGAGACCUACCAUUGCAUGUCAAUAAUUGUAGUAUGAACAGCAACAUUUGUAAUCCGGCAGCUCUGCAGGGAACAGGCUGUCUAGGCAAGCAGGGCGAAGUGAACACAUCAAUUUUUUUUUUUUGUGAUUGUUUUUGUGGGAACGAAAGGGACUCUUCUCAGAGUGAGCUGAAACCUAAAUCUAAGCUUUCCAAAGCUUCAACAACAGCUGAGCUUGAACUGAGGAUUGAACACAAACCGUGUCAUAAUGUGAGUGUAAAUGUAUAUAUAUAUAUUAGGGCUGUCAAACGAUUAAAAUUUUUAAUAGAGUUAAUCACAGCUUAAAAAUUAAUUGUAAUUAAUCGCAAUUCAAACCAUUUCUAAAAUAUGCCAUAUUUUUCUGUAAAUUAUUGUUGGAAUGGAAAGAUAAGACAAGACGGAUAUAUACAUACAACAUACUGUACAUAAGUGCUGUAUUUGUUUAUUAUAACAAUAAAUCCACAAAUGGCAUUAUUAACAUUCUUUCUGUUUAAGUGAUCCACGGAUAGUAAGACUUGUAGUUCAUAAAACAUAAAUGUUAUAGUUACAAGUUAUAGUAAUUUUAUAUUAAAACCCUUCUUCAUAUUUUCGUUUUAAUAAAAUUUGUACAAUUUUCAAUCAAAAGUAGAGUUAAUAUAAUAAUAAUAAGAAUAAAAAUAACAAUAAUAAGAAUUGAAUGACCAAACUCUGAGUAAUGCCAGUUCACUUUGCAUUGUUGUUUAGCUGUGUGAGAAUAGGGCCUCAUUACUACAGACUGAAGUGCUUUUCUUUUUGUGAACAUUAUUUUUUUUUUUUGAGGGAUAGCAAUAUUAUUUUUGUUGUGCUUUCACUAAAUGAUACUUCUGUUUGUUGUGAAGGAGUUGCAGAAGCUUAUGCCAAUUAUGCCAAUAAACGGCGCAGCCCAAAGAACGCCUGUGUCCAUUCGCCUUUAUAACAGAUAUAUCUCUGUACAUAUCUUACCCAAAAUACAACAAGAGACACAUAAUUGCCACUAAAAGAAAGCAAACUUACCGAAAUAUGUGUGGAGCACAAAGCAACAGCAUAAACGUCUUACAACUACUAAUUCUCCCACUAUUAGAAGGAAUAACAUUAGUAUGGAACGGCACUGCGCUGCCCCCAAGCGGCCGGUGGCAUUCUCUUCACUCUUAAUAUCCAUAAACGGCAUCACUGAAGUCUGUUUGAGGCAAUUAGAGAGCGGCUCAUUCAGUGCAUGCGUUAAUGCGUCAAAUAUUUUAACGUGAUUAAUUUAAAAAAAAAAAAAUUAACGCCCGUUAACGCGAUAAUUUUGACAGCCCUAAUUAAAACCUCUCUUAAUGUUUUCGUUUUAAUAACAUUUGUAAAAUUAUAAAUCAAAAAAUAAACUAAUAGCUCGCCAUUGUUGAUGUUGCCAAGCGGGACAUCACAUGGCCUCCCUGCCGUUCUUCCACAGUGUCUUUAACUACCUAAGGUAGUGAUUAAAAUACAGUACAAGGUGUCAGUGGUGAGUUUUAAGUUAGAGAUCUAGCCAAGGCCAAGUCUGAGUAAGUUUUAUGUAUAUUUAGCAUAGCUAUUUUGAUUGGUAAUGGCAGUUCUCUUGGCAUUGAGCACUUUUCUUUUUGUGAACAUUAUUUUUUUGAGAGACAGGAAUAUUAUUUGUGUUGUGCUUUCACUAAAUGAUACUGUAGCGACUUAACUGUUCCGCCUAAAUGCAUGAUGGGAAGUUGGGCAACCAUGACUGUCAGUGGUGGCUGCAAAUGGUAUAGUCUGACCUCUAUUGUGUUUAAUUAAGUGUGUUAAGAAAAAGAACAUCUCCUGUCAUUCUUCCCCACGUCGUUCGCCGCAAUACUUAUAUUUGUUGUGAAAGGGUUGCCAAAACAUAAGCCAAUAAAAGGCCUGGUCCAAUGAACGCCUGUGUCCACUCGCAUUGUGCUAAAACGGCGUAUUUGUAAACUGUUUGAGGCAACGCAUGAACGGGUCAUUCCGUGCAUGCGUUAAUUAUGCAAAUAUUUUAACGUGAUUAAUUAAAAAAAUUAAUUACCGCCAGUUAACGCGAUAAAUUUGACAGCACUAAUAUAUAUAGAUAUACUGUAUAUAUAAUAUAUGUACAAUUGUAAGUUAAAUUUAUUGCUGACACUGUAUUUUGAGGUCAUCAACAUGUUUUGCCCCCCCUCCCACAAAAGUCAAACUCCACCUAUGGUACUGAACUAUGACGAUUCAAGGUUAUGAACUUUGCGCAAUUACCAUUGGUUUUCACUCCGCGCCAAAACCGCCAUACUCCUUGGGUUUUACCCCUUUAUUUUUUUUUUGCUUAAAAGUGUUUCAUAAAAGUAUUUAGUAAAUACUUUUUCAGUGAGUACUAGUGACUGUCAUUAGGACUUCACUGUUUCUUUUGCAAAUGAUGUUGGUACAUUCCAUCUUGUGUACAUGUAACAUUGCCGUUACGUUGCCGUCGCACAAAAGAUUUCCACUAUCAACUGAAGAGCCCCUGCAGUGUUAAUUAGAAAUCAAAUGAUGGUUUUGACUGACUUCAUAUCAAUGUAGUAAAGUUAUUUGUAGACCUUGUUUUGUUUUUUUUUUUUAAUUAAAGAACAGUUUUCAAACAAUACAAUCAAAAGGGUUUUGGAGAGGCUUUUCUUGUGCAUUAAACAAAUUGCCAUGUCCUUAGUAUUUAGUAGGAUUUUGGAUAUAAUACUAAAUUGACAGUUGAAGGAGCUUUAUCUCAAAUAUAUUGAUGACAGUUAUGGCUUUAUGACCUUUUUCAAACUACAAACUAAAAUUUUAGAUACAACAGGAUUUUGGUCAAUUAUAAAACCUCACUAAUUUGCUUUCUCACUUGUGCAGCAAUGUGGAUAAACCGACAUGGAGCACCAUCAUAAGAAAAAAAAAAAAAACUCACUUUGUCAUUAUUGUCAUUAUUUUGUCGCUGCAUCCAAAUAUAGGGGAGGAAUAAAAUUGCCAGUCUUCAAAAACUCUUCCUCGGCACAAUAUCUUGCUAAAUUAUUUUGAGUACAUGACACUCAUUGGAUUGUUAUGUUCCUUCAGUGUUACACCUAAUGACUUCAGUCUGAUGCGCAUAAAUAUAACAUUGUAUCUACAAAAUGGCAUUUCAAAAGAUGUACCUUGGUUGCACUUUAUUUUUUGGGCAUAUUUUGAAACAUUUUGGAUUAUGAUGUUAAGCAUUGUGCUCUCCUCUAACAACACAAAAUGUGAACUGCAUCCCCAUACAGCAUAUGACACUUGAAAUAGCUGCUUUUUGUAAUUUUAACUUUUUCACUGUUUCAUCAUGACAGCCAUGUUACUUUCUUGUAAUAAAUCUCAACAAAUCUGAACCUGACACUGCUACGUUUUCUUUUGUUUUUAAA
Molecule: messenger RNA, 9102 nt
Organism: Corythoichthys intestinalis (scribbled pipefish)
Lineage: Eukaryota; Metazoa; Chordata; Actinopteri; Syngnathiformes; Syngnathidae
Gene: gjd4
Product: gap junction protein delta 4
Exons: 2
Coding region: 2527-3753 (408 amino acids)
Biological process (GO): cell-cell signaling
Cellular component (GO): connexin complex
Molecular function (GO): gap junction channel activity
Source: RefSeq, a predicted model, not a curated record